Messenger RNA from Chrysemys picta bellii (western painted turtle), 1760 nucleotides. Lineage: Eukaryota; Metazoa; Chordata; Testudines; Emydidae. The record is from RefSeq and is a predicted model, not a curated record.
ACUGCCUCUCCCUCAACCCCCCUCCCUCCCCCAAAGACCCCAGCCUCUCCUACAGCUCAUGUCCAAGCCCCCUCCACUCCCUCUGAGACCCCUGCCUCUCUACCAAAGCCCCCAGCCUCUCCUGUGGGUCCUGCCUCUGCCCCAGCCUUCUCCAUGCCCUCUGAGACCCCUCCCUCUCCCCCAUCCCCUCUCCCUUCUGCUAUGGCCUCAGCUUCUACUGCUCCUCCUGCCUCUGCCCCAGCCCCCUCCACUUCCCCCCAAGCCCCUGCUCCUCCACCAAAGGCCCCAGCCUCCCCUGUGGGUCCUGCUCCUGCCUCAGCCCCCUGCAUUCCCCCUGUGAUCCCUGCCUCUGCCCCAACCCCUCUCCCUCCCCCAAAGGCCCCAGCCUCUAUUGCUGCUCCUGCCACAGCCCCCUGCACUCCCCCUGUGACCCCAGUCUCUUCCCCUACGGCUCCUACCCCAGCCCCUCUCCAUCCCUUGGUGGCUCCUGCAUCUCCACCAGCUCCUGUCACCCCCCCUGAGGCUGCAGUUUCUCCUGUGACCCCUGUUUCUCCCCCUGUGGCCCCAGCCUCUCCCCCUUCCCCAGUUCCGGUGACCCCUGGCUCUCCCCCUGUCCAAAAGGCAGUAACUGAGGCUGCUGCCCCUGGCUGUGCUCCCGCCUCCUCCCCUGAGCUGCUCCUUGCUCCCCAGAAACCAGCUUCCUCGCCAGUUGCUUCCACUGACCUCCCUGCCACUCCCCUUACUCCAGCGAGUAGCCGAGCCCCUGUGCCUCUGCCCACUUCCCCCCCUGAAGAACUAACCCCCCACCCUGGGCUUCCUAAACCAUCCCCGCCUUCCUCCUCACCUGGUCCUGCGCCCAAAGCACCAGCUAGUCCCCCCGCCCCCGUCUGUGCUGCUACCAUCGAUGACGACGAGCUGCCGCCUCUCAUCCCUCCCGAGGGGCCUGCCGGGGAACUGCCUUUGCAGCCGAUCCUGGUGGAUCUCUCCUCUCCCAGACCCGCUGUGGCCCCUGCUGAGGCCCCAGCUCCUCUUCCUGAAGCCAAGCAACCCGUGCUGAAGAAUGACAAGGGGUCCGGCACAGAAUCCGACAGUGACGAAUCGGUGCCAGAACUCGAAGAACAAGACUCGACACAGGCCACCACGCAGCAGGCACAGCUUGCAGCAGCAGCUGAAAUCGAUGAAGAACCAGUUAGCAAAGCAAAACAGAGCCGGAGUGAAAAGAAAGCACGAAAGGCAAUGUCCAAACUGGGCCUUCGCCAGGUCACAGGUGUAACCCGAGUCACCAUCCGGAAAUCCAAGAACAUCCUCUUCGUCAUCACGAAGCCAGACGUGUACAAAAGCCCCGCAUCAGACACCUACAUCGUCUUCGGCGAGGCAAAGAUCGAAGAUCUGUCCCAGCAGGCACAGCUGGCCGCUGCCGAGAAAUUCAAAGUGCAAGGAGAAGCCGUCUCAAACAUUCAGGAAAACACACAGACUCCCACCGUACAGGAGGAGAGCGAAGAGGAGGAGGUUGACGAGACCGGCGUCGAGGUGAAGGACAUCGAGCUGGUCAUGUCCCAGGCGAACGUGUCCCGGGCGAAGGCUGUCCGGGCCCUGAAGAACAACAGUAACGAUAUUGUAAAUGCUAUUAUGGAAUUGACGAUGUAGCCAUCAGAAGGGAGGAACCUUUUGGUUUUUCAGAGAAGAGUAAAAUGCAGCUAAAUUUAACAUUUGUACUAUUUCUAUCGAUAAAUAAAAGUUGUGGCUUAUUGUCGGUGAAA